Messenger RNA from Miniopterus natalensis, 1113 nucleotides. RefSeq names its product DDRGK domain containing 1 (gene DDRGK1). Gene Ontology annotation, molecular function: ubiquitin-like protein ligase binding. Gene Ontology annotation, biological process: cartilage development; negative regulation of IRE1-mediated unfolded protein response; protein K69-linked ufmylation. The record is from RefSeq and is a predicted model, not a curated record. NCBI's taxonomy places the organism in Eukaryota, Metazoa, Chordata, Mammalia, Chiroptera, Miniopteridae.
GGACGCGCGCUCCCGCCUGGAAGCUGUGGGCAUGGUGGCCCCUGUGGUGUACCUGGUAGUGGCGGCUCUGCUUGUCGGCCUAAUCCUCUUCCUGCAUCGCAGUCGGGGCCGAGCGGCAGCAGCCAGCCAAGAGCCACUGCACAAUGGAGAAGAACCGGUAGUAGCAGGCCGAGUGGCCCAGCCUCGGUCCCUGGAGCAUGAGGAGCAGAGGACUGGAGGUAGACCCCGGCGCCGCAGGGACCUGGGCAGCCGCCUACAGGCCCAGCGUCAGGCCCAGCGGGUGGCCAGGUUGGAGGUGGAUGAGAAUGAGGAGGAGGCCGUCGUCCCAGCCCACGAGGAAGAAGACAGUGAGAAGCCAGUGGAAGCUCACCCGUCAGGGAAAAUUGGAGCCAAGAAACUACGGAAAUUGGAAGAGAAACAAGCACGAAAAGCCCAGCGCGAGGCAGAGGAGGCUGAACGUGAGGAGCGGAAACGCCUUGAGUCCCAGCGUGAGGCAGAGUGGAAGAAGGAGGAGGAGCGGCUUCGGUUAGAGGAGAAGCAGAAGGAGGAGGAGGAGAGGAAGGCCCGGGAGGAGCAGGCCCAGCGGGAGCAUGAGGAAUACCUGAAACUGAAGGAGGCCUUCGUGGUGGAGGAGGAGGGCGUGGGCGAGAACAUGACUGAGGAACAGUCCCACAGCUUCCUGACAGAGUUCAUCAACUACAUUAAGCAGUCCAAGGUUGUGCUCUUGGAAGACCUGGCUUCCCAGGUGGGCCUGCGGACUCAGGACACCAUAAACCGCAUUCAGGACCUGCUGGCGGAGGGGACUCUGACAGGUGUGAUUGACGACCGGGGCAAGUUCAUCUACAUAACCCCGGAGGAACUGGCUGCUGUGGCUAACUUCAUCCGACAGCGGGGCCGGGUGUCCAUCACCGAGCUUGCCCAGGCCAGCAACUCCCUCAUCGCCUGGGGCCAGGAGGCCCCUGCCCAGGCCCCAGCCUGACCUAGGCCUUUCCUCUUGGACUCAGAGCUGGCACAGCCUACUUGACCAUACAUCUUUAUCCCUCUCCACCAUCCUGGGGCAGUGAUGGAGUGUGGCCAGGCAGUUCUAGAUUAAAGGCCUGUGAGCACUGCUGA